Messenger RNA from Sinocyclocheilus anshuiensis, 975 nucleotides. RefSeq names its product adenosine kinase-like. The coding region runs from base 1 to 909 and encodes 302 amino acids. Gene Ontology annotation, molecular function: adenosine kinase activity. Gene Ontology annotation, cellular component: nucleus; cytosol. The record is from RefSeq and is a predicted model, not a curated record. Gene Ontology annotation, biological process: purine nucleobase metabolic process; purine ribonucleoside salvage. NCBI's taxonomy places the organism in Eukaryota, Metazoa, Chordata, Actinopteri, Cypriniformes, Cyprinidae. The transcript has 9 exons.
AUGCCGACAGUCAGGUUUGAUGAGAUUGUGAAGAAGAGUAAAGUCGAAUAUCAUGCCGGUGGAUCCUCACAGAACUCUGUCAAAAUUGCUCAGUGGAUGAUCCAGGAGCCGCAUAAGGUGGCCACGUUCUUCGGCUGUAUAGGUACGGAUCACUUCGGUGAGAUUCUGAAGCAGAAAGCGGCUGAAGCUCAUGUUAACGCUCAUUAUUAUGAACAGAGUCAAGAACCGACAGGAACCUGUGCAGCCUGCAUUACUGGAGACAACAGGUCUCUGGUUGCAAACCUGGCAGCAGCAAACUGCUAUAAUAAAGAGAAACAUCUGGAUGUUGAUAGGAACUGGAGUCUGGUGGAGAAAGCGAGAGUUUACUACAUUGCAGGCUUUUUCCUGACCGUGUCUCCAGAGUCCAUCUUCAAAGUGGCCAAACACGCAUCUGACAACAACAAGAUCUUCGGGCUGAACAUCUCAGCUCCCUUCAUCAGCCAGUUCUUCAAAGAGCCGCUGAUGAAGGUCAUGCCGUACGUUGACAUCAUCUUCGGGAACGAGACGGAAGCUGCUACAUUUGCAAAGGAACAGGGCUUUGAGACAGAAGACAUCGCUGAGAUCGCGAGGAGGGUUCAGUCUCUGCCCAAAGUCAAUAAGAACAGGCAGAGGAUCGUGGUCUUCACUCAGGGCAGAGAAGACACUGUGGCCACUGUGGGCGAUAAAGUGAAAAUGUUUCCUGUUUUAGACAUCGACCAGAACGACAUUGUCGAUACUAACGGUGCUGGUGAUGCUUUUGUGGGAGGAUUCCUGUCAGAGUUGGUUCAGGAGAAGCCAUUGCAGGAGUGUAUCCGUGCAGGUCACUAUGCCGCUAAUGUCAUCAUCCGGCGAGUCGGCUGCACUUUCCCUGAGAAACCUGAUUUCCAUUAACUCCCUCACAUAUUUCCCAAUGCGGAAUCUUUCCAUCUCAUUUGUUUUUGUUCUGAAAUUCCAGAA